AUGGGUGGAAAUUCAACUGGUAUCGCUGUGGGUUGUGCAGUUGGUAUCCCUUGUUUUAUAGCAUUCUGCGUUGCGUUUGUUUUUUUCCUAAAGACAAGAAGAAGAUUCAAAGAAGAGGAUUUAGAGUUCAGUAGACAUCAUGAUGUUGAUGAAAUGAAUAAAGAUUUGAGCUAUAAUAAUUUCGAACAGUUGAAGAUGGAACAAGAUAAUACAAAUUCAGAACCUUCAGAGGAUUCGGAUCAAAGUGGCCAUCAUAAUCAAGAUUCAGGAAUUGACGAUUCAGAAAAGAAAUCCACUCAAACUUCAACUAAUGAAUCUAAGAAGCAGAGGUAUGUCCCAGCUUAUAGAAAGAAGUUUAAAUCUUCAAUUACAAACUUGAAUAAUUCUAGAAAUUCAUCAUUCUCAAAUCUACAAAAUGGUGGAUCUGCUGUACAAGGUUCAAAUUCAUCAAUAAACUCAAACACAACGAAUCAGACUGACUAUUUCUAUAAUAAUAUCCCAAUGAUGCAAGAUCAAUCUGGAACAAAACAAGCAGAUUCUUCAAAUAAUAGUUUGGAUCUUGCAAGAUCAUUACAAGUCCCAACCCCAUCAUAUUCUAAAAAACCAGCAUUCACAAAGAGCUCGUCAGUUUCAACAAAUGAUGAUGAGGAUGACUAUGAUUUAAAGAACAAUUAUAGACUUGAGAAUGAACAUGAAAUUCAAGAAGAGGAUCAAUACGAAAAUGAAUUUACAAAUUAUAGUGAAAACAAAAGAGCUUAUAUAAACAGCUUGAGACCAAAAUAG
Molecule: messenger RNA, 783 nt
Organism: Hansenula anomala
Lineage: Eukaryota; Fungi; Ascomycota; Saccharomycetes; Phaffomycetales; Wickerhamomycetaceae
Gene: AIM20
Product: Aim20p
Exons: 1
Coding region: 1-783 (260 amino acids)
Source: RefSeq, a predicted model, not a curated record